AGUUCUCACUCACAUCAUCUCUAUGUGUCUCACAGUGUGACGCUCAGACAGCAGGAAGACAUCAUGGAGGUCACAGCGCUCUGCAGCACACUGUUGACGUGUGUGAUCAUUCUGUUGGGUGUUCAUGUUCAGAAGAGCUCUACGCAGAACGAUGACUCAGCUUUGGAGAUGAUUGCAGAGAGACUGCAGCUCUUUGAAUACACACCCUUCUCUUUUCUCUGCGAGGGUCCUGGCUCUGCUCUGAGAGGGUUCAGGAAUAACAAUGAGUUAAUUCAGGGUUGUUAUAACACUGAUUCAUCAACACUGAACUGCACCAUUACAUCAGCCUUUGCAUUGGACAGCGGGGUUUACUGGUGUGAGGAUGAGGAAGGAGAGAAGAGCAACUCUGUGAACAUCACCGUCACCGGUGGUUCUGUGAUCCUGGAGAGUCCUGUGCUUCCGGUGACGGAGGGAGAAUGUGUGACUCUGAGCUGCAGAAACAAGACAAUGACUUCCUCCGUCCUCUCAGCUGAUUUCUAUAAAGAUGGCCGCCUCAUCAGGAGCAGCUCUACAGAGAACAUGAACAUCCGCAGGGUUUCUAAAUCUGAUGAAGGACUCUACAAGUGCAGCAUCUCUGGUGCUGGAGAAUCCCCAGAGAGCUGGCUGGCUGUCAGAGCGUCUGCAGCUCCUGUUUCGCCUUCCACUUUCUCCCCAUGGAUCAUUGUGUCCAUUUCAUUGAUGAUUCUGCUGCUGGCCGUGGGAUUACAUCAACUGUGGAAAAGCUAUCGGCACAGAGUUUUGCUCUUCCUGUCCACACGAACACCUGCAUCAGGCUCGGCUGAGGAUCACACAGUUUCAGAAGGGGCCAGUGCAGUGGAUUCAAGUCAAAUGACCUAUACUGUGGUGUCAAAAACCAGGAAGAAGACGGAUGUGGAUCAAUCAUAUCCAGCAGCCGUUUACUACACCUUGGGCCUGGGAGAAACUCCACAGGAGCCGUCUGUAAGAGAGGAAGACUUCUAUUCCACAGUAAAGGAGGUGAAGAUGGAGCUCUGAAAAGCUGUUUCACACAGGGUACCUAAAUGGAAAGGUGAAAUCAGUGUCAUUGGUAAUCAUGCUUUAAACUGUCACAUGAUUGAAUGAGGUCUUCUGCCGUACAGAGCAGAUUGACCCACUGCCUCUCGGUGUGGUGUACAGCGGCCUACAGAGGGUCCCCAGCACGGCUGCCCCCACCCUCAAUACACGACAUCGCAGACACAGAACAUCACCAAGGACUCCUCCCACCCCGGACCCCACCUGCUCCCCCACCUGCCUCCACACUGAACCAAACACACACAGCGCCUCUGCAACCCCCAGCAUGAACUUAGAGCCUCUGUCUUCUUUCACACAGCCACCAGGUUCUUAUUUGACCUGCCUUAUUUGUUCAGCAAAGCGCUUUAACUGUGUCUCAGUCUGUUAUUGCGUGUCCCUUUUUGGAACAGGCACUAGUUUCUUCAUUGUUUUUGAUAAUGACAAUAAAGGCUUCCAUCUUCAA
Eleginops maclovinus (Patagonian blennie) is the source of this 1510-nucleotide messenger RNA. RefSeq names its product low affinity immunoglobulin gamma Fc region receptor III-like. Gene Ontology annotation, biological process: cell surface receptor signaling pathway. Gene Ontology annotation, cellular component: plasma membrane. The record is from RefSeq and is a predicted model, not a curated record. Bases 64 to 1032 code for a protein of 322 amino acids. NCBI's taxonomy places the organism in Eukaryota, Metazoa, Chordata, Actinopteri, Perciformes, Eleginopidae. The transcript has 11 exons. Gene Ontology annotation, molecular function: transmembrane signaling receptor activity.